AUGGAGAGCUCCAUGAAGCAGGUAGUGGUGGAAGAGGUGGUCCUGCUGGGGGUCAUCAUCGCCGGCGCCCUCCUGAUGUGGCUGCGGGCGGACCAGAGGCACACUGAUGCUGUCCUGUGGAUGGGGCUGUGGAGAGGAUCGGCUUGGGAUGAGGAUGCGGCUACUUUCUACGUGGAUUCUGGGGAUGGAAACGCGGCCACCGUCAUCUAUGACUACAAGAAUCUGCUAGUGAGCUACAGAUCCCAGCUGCACCGCGCUUGCUACAUCACCCGCAUGGACCAGGACAACAUCCUGGGGCUGGACACCAUCACCGAGACCUUCCAGCGCCGGCAGGCUGAGGAGAGGCUCGCCAUGCCCCUGGUUGACCGCUCCAUCCUGGGUACCACAGUGAGCAUCCUCUGCAGCAUCGUCCCCAUCUACUGGGCUUAA
Mesitornis unicolor (brown roatelo) is the source of this 429-nucleotide messenger RNA. RefSeq names its product pulmonary surfactant-associated protein C-like. Bases 1 to 429 code for a protein of 142 amino acids. Gene Ontology annotation, biological process: respiratory gaseous exchange by respiratory system. The record is from RefSeq and is a predicted model, not a curated record. NCBI's taxonomy places the organism in Eukaryota, Metazoa, Chordata, Aves, Mesitornithiformes, Mesitornithidae. The transcript is spliced from 5 exons. Gene Ontology annotation, cellular component: alveolar lamellar body; extracellular region.